AUGGGAAUCUUUCCAGAAGAUAGUGAUGUUAACAUAGAGACAUUGAUCAAUUUAUGGGUUUCUGAGGGUUUUCUAGGGAAAGAAAUGCUCAAAACGCUGGAAGAAGUGGGAAGAGAUUGCUUGGAGGAUAUUGUUAGUAGGAAUCUCAUAAUGGUUAAGAAGAGAAGAUGGAAUAGUGAGGUGAGAACAUGUGGUGUCCAUGAUCUGGUUCGUGACUUGAUUUUAAGAGAAGCUGAGAAAGAGAAACUCCUGCAGGUUACUAAAAAUCCUUCAGCAGAGAUGCGCCAGGUUCGUCGAUACAGUUUCCAUUCAGGCAUUUAUCAGGCUGAUUUCUUGGAGUCAUCAUCAAGUGAUCUCACCCGCACUGUGCACUUCUUCCAUGGACUAGGUUCUAAACAAGUUCCUCUUUUCGCGCGCUUCAAACUACUUAGAGUGUUGGCAAUUCUCGAUUUUACAUUUGAAGAUUUUCCACUUGAGAUAACAAAAUUAGUACAUCUCAGAUACCUUCAAUUCAACUGUUACGAUGAUCUUCACCGGUUAGUGUCAGAGCUUUAUAAUCUGCAGACCUUGAUUUUUGGUUACCGGGGUGAUAAAACUCCAAAUAUACCUGCAGCAAUCUGGGAGAAGAAACAUUUAAGGCAUCUUCAUGUCAGUAACUUUUUUUCUUUCCAGAUUCCAUCAAGUAAGAUACAGUCUGGUUUCAAGCUACAAAAUCUGGAGGAAUUUUCCUGUCUAUGCUUUUCCAGCUCUACUAGUGAAUUUUUUUCUGCUAUUCCAAAUCUCAAGAGGCUGAAAAUUUCUGGAAAUUGGAGAGAAUGCGAGAGGAAGAAAAUUUCCCAUCGCUUAAAUAAUAUUUCCUGUUUAAAUAAACUUGAAAUAUUGAAGGUCAUCUGCUAUGGAAUAAACCAACCCCCAAUCCCGUGCAAGUAUGCUUUGCCUAUAUCUCUGAAGAGGUUGACUUUGAAAAGGACCUACUUACCAUGGGAAGACAUGGCAAACAUGAUGACGUUGCCAAACCUUGAAGCGCUUAUAAUUAAAAGAAAUGGAUUCUAUGGUGGAGUUUGGAUAUUAAAUGAUGAGGAGAAGUUCAAUCAGCUUAAGUUCCUCCUAAUCGAUUGGACAAAUCUGGAGCACUGGGAAGCUGGCAGUGUCAACUUUCCAAAUCUGCAGUGCCUAGUUGUGAAAAGAUGCAGAUACCUGGAGGAGAUUCCUAAAGACGAUGGGGAAAUUUGUUCCUUGGAAUCAUUAAAAUUGGACGAUUGCAGCAUUUCUGCUGCAAAAUCUGUGAAAGAAAUUCAAGAAGAUCAAGAGAGCAUGGGAAACGAGAUCCUUAGUGUGGAACUGAACAAAUGUUAUACAGAGAAACAAAAAAACGAAAAAAGGAGAAGAGAAAAGGAUCCUUUUGUGCCAAAUGAGAAGCUAUACAUAGAUGAGCUAGAAAUGGUAACUGGACAAAGCAAUUUCACCAAAUGA
Lycium barbarum (goji berry) is the source of this 1473-nucleotide messenger RNA. RefSeq names its product putative late blight resistance protein homolog R1B-8. The record is from RefSeq and is a predicted model, not a curated record. Gene Ontology annotation, molecular function: alpha-tubulin binding. The transcript has 3 exons. Gene Ontology annotation, biological process: protein folding. NCBI's taxonomy places the organism in Eukaryota, Viridiplantae, Streptophyta, Magnoliopsida, Solanales, Solanaceae. The coding region runs from base 1 to 1473 and encodes 490 amino acids.